This is a messenger RNA of Hypoxylon fragiforme, 1206 nucleotides long. RefSeq lists its product as uncharacterized. Gene Ontology annotation, biological process: mitotic actomyosin contractile ring assembly. Lineage: Eukaryota; Fungi; Ascomycota; Sordariomycetes; Xylariales; Hypoxylaceae. The transcript has 4 exons. Gene Ontology annotation, molecular function: calcium ion binding. Gene Ontology annotation, cellular component: myosin II complex. The coding region runs from base 461 to 880 and encodes 139 amino acids. The record is from RefSeq and is a predicted model, not a curated record.
GGGAGAACAUUGAAGGUUUGGGGCAGUGGGGCGAAUCGGGGCGAUACUCCCCAACUUUCAAAUUCUCAGCGAAAGCAACGCGCUAAGCCCCCUUCAGCAGUACCUGGUGUACAUGUUUCGGCGGUGUGUUACGAAUGCCCCGCCUUUGAAUUAACCAACAUUGAAGACUGAUGACUGGCUACGCGGUUGCCCCGUCAAUGCCAAAACCCAACAUGUAUCCACAGUACGCACGCAUACAAUAGUACAUAGUGGACGAGCAAAGACUGCGCUAGCUAGGGGGGCAACCCAAUUUCUCUUGUUUCAUUUCCAUAAUCAACUUACAUACUUAUUCGACUGUUGUCCUUACUCCUCCAGAAAACAUCUUCACAAACAUUGACUCUUCCUUCUUUGACCUUUUCUACGUUUUUACGUUUUUUGGUUCAGCCCUACAUUCCACCCCAACCAACAAAUCUUCUUAAAAAUGGCUUCUACCAACUACAAGGAGGCUUUCUCAUUGUUCGACAAGCGAGGCAAUGGCCGUGUUACCCUCGAGAGUCUCGGCGAUCUCUUGCGUGCUUGUGGACAGAACCCAACCCUAGCCGAGAUUCGAGACCUGGAGCGAAAUGUUGAUGGAGACUUCGACUUUGAGACCUUUUCGAAAAUCCUAAACCGACCUGGCGGCUUCCGCGACCCCGGCGAGCCGGACGAGUACUGCCGCGGCUUCCAAGUCUUUGAUAAGGACAUGACGGGCUUUAUUGGAGUCGGACAGCUGAAGUACAUCCUGACGAACCUGGGCGAGAAGAUGACAGAUGAAGAGGUGGAUGAGCUGCUCAAGGCUGUUGAUACCAGUUCAGGACAAGUCAACUAUACUGAACUCGUCCGUAUUAUUCUUGCCAACUAGAUAUUCCCCCCUUGCGCGUCAACGGAAGCCGGAGUUUAGUGGAUUAGAGGUUCAUCAGUAUACGCACCCGCAAAAGAAGGAAGGGUAUAACGCAUCGUAUCACACCGCAUGACAUGGCUGGGAGAUGAUACUGGCGUUUGCUCAUUGAUAUUGAUGGGCGGGACUAUACGAAAUAGGGUGGGCUAGGGUUGGUCUCUUACGAUAAUCUUUGUACUAGUCCUCAGUGACAUGAAAGAUACACGACCAAGAAAUACAUGACUUUGGCGUUCUACGACAGAUCAAUAUUAAUAAACCAAAAAGUGCUUCUAAAAAUUUAUUGCCAGCAG